Aaosphaeria arxii CBS 175.79 is the source of this 508-nucleotide messenger RNA. RefSeq lists its product as uncharacterized. The transcript has 2 exons. NCBI's taxonomy places the organism in Eukaryota, Fungi, Ascomycota, Dothideomycetes, Pleosporales. The coding region runs from base 114 to 425 and encodes 103 amino acids. The record is from RefSeq and is a predicted model, not a curated record.
UGAUUCCGCUUUUAACGACAUCAACUCGAGUUUAUCAAGUCCUACUAGGCAGGAAGCGAUUCAGCAAGCGACAUUCGAAGAACGGACUCGCAAAUUUCUAAGACGAAUCUCGCAUGGUCCUAACAAAGGCAUCAGAACGCUCAUGUAGACGCAUUGUCCAGAUAUUGCUUGCUGUGCUUAUAGUCCCGUUUUCGUUUCAAGAUUCAACUUGCAACACUUUGGCAUCUCAUAGUAUGGGUCAUCCAUUCAUCCAGCGAUUGGCGUUCUGGCGCAUCUAUUCUACGCUACUCUUACACUUUACUAUGUCUCCGGAAUAUAGUUGGAGGUUAUCAUUGUUUCAAAGCUUGCAUUCACCGGCUUCGGCUUCCACACAGGAUAUUUCUUUUGUGAAGGAGAUUUUAAUUUUCACGACGAGAGGUUACUGAACUUGGUUGAGGAACUGCUUACUCGUUCACAUCUCGCGCAGGGAUCCUUGGCUUCGCUUCUUAAAGAACCUUCAUUUUCUUCU